Molecule: messenger RNA, 995 nt
Organism: Tarenaya hassleriana
Lineage: Eukaryota; Viridiplantae; Streptophyta; Magnoliopsida; Brassicales; Cleomaceae
Product: probable DNA double-strand break repair Rad50 ATPase
Exons: 4
Coding region: 234-764 (176 amino acids)
Source: RefSeq, a predicted model, not a curated record
UUAAAAACAGAGCAUAAAAUACCAAAUCCAUCAAAGCAUCACUUCUCUCUCUCUCUCUCUCUCUCUCUCCGCCAUUAAAACACAUAGGAAGAAGCUUCGCUUUGCUUCAAAAUCAGAAAAAGAUAGGGUUUAAUAAAAAGACCCACCUCUAUCCGGAAGACGAAGAGCUCAACUCGCGUUCCUUUUGCGGUCUUUGGAAGUGAAGCGUCGACACCCACCACACGGCGACGGCGAUGCAAACGGCGGCGACGACGGCGGAGAAUAAUCCGCCGGCGCAGAACCAGCGGGAGAUGGUGCUUCAGACGUCAGAGAGCAUGAGUUUCGGCAGCCAUAUGUCGAGGGAGGAUGAGGAGAUGACUCGUGCGGCUCUGUCUGCGUACACUGAAAAAGAGGAUGAGAUCGAGAGGAAGAAGAUGGAGGUCCGCGAGCGGGUCCAGGCUCAGUUGGGUCGGGUCGAGGAAGAGACCCGUCGUCUCGCUUUGAUCCGUGAGGAGCUCGAGUCUCUGGCAGAUCCCAUGAGGAAGGAAGUCUCUGUGGUUCGCAAGAAAAUCGACACAAUGAACAAAGAGCUGAAACCAUUAGGCGCAACGGUUCAGAAGAAGGAGAGGGAAUACAAAGAAGCACUCGAUGCAUUCAACGAGAAGAACCGGGAGAAAGCUCAGCUGAUCACCAAACUAAUGGAGAUGGAGCAGUUGGUGGGAGAAAGCGAGAAGCUGAGGUUGAAGAAACUGGAGGAACUCAGCAAGAGCAUAGAGACCGCGUGAAAAGACAACAAGAACUAAUUUGUCUUAGGGUUUUGUGUGAUGUAUAAUUAUUUUGUUUGCAUCGGUAAAUUAUAUAUAUAUAAUUUGUGGGUAUUUCUUAUUUUUUUUUUCUCUUUUGGGUUUGGUUUGUAAUAUGAUUAACCAAUUAGGCCGUGGAUAGACAAAAGGGAAAUGUUCUUAGGAUACACGUUUUCUUUCUCUGAAUUUUAUUUUGUAUGUGUUGCUUUGAUC